AUGCCAGUGCCUUCGUCCGACUCCGAAUCGCCAUAUCUAGAAUUCGUCCAGGCACCAGAAGGACGGAUUGAAGAUGAAGAUCCUCCCUACAUACCCAUGACAAUGACUGAUCAGAAUGGUUCUGUUCUUUGUGAAACUGAGAACUUUGACCUUCUGAGGAAGAUCAUUUGUCGAGAUGAUGUCACUACGCUCAAGAAGUAUCUCGCUAUUGCACCUCAAGUCAUCGAAGAGGUAGAUGAGCUUCCUUGCUACUACUCAUUCUUCUAUAUUGCAGUAUCCAGUGGCAGUCUCGGUGCAUUGAAAGUCCUUCUUGACCAGUACUCGACUGUCGUUACACCAGGCACACGGCUCAGCUUCAAACAGCGUGGAUUCCUUCUGCUGAAUGAAGCCGCGCGUCGGGCUCAUAUCGACAUAGUGCAAUUCUUGCUCGACAAUCAGCCAUCAUUUGCUGAUAUCCAGGAGCGGGAUCCUCAAGGCUGUACCGCCAUACUGGCCGCUGCUGAUUUUUAUUCGAGCAGAUAUAAAGAGGCUUUUGACUGGCAACCAUCGGUAGAGAGAAGCACGGCUGUAAUGGAACUGUUACUCGAUCGAGGCUCCUGCGCUUCUGACGUUGUGCUAGCAGAUGCAGGCCACAAGCAGUCAACCAUACCAGAUACUGUUUUGACUUUGGCUGUGCAAUGGGCAGGCUCUGGUAUCAUCAAGAGACUCAUUGAUGAAGGUGCCGAUAUCGAUGCCAAGGUCACAAAAGACUCGUUCCACCUAGGACUUUAUAACCAGGAUGGCGAUAUUCAUGAAGUUCGUGCUAUUCAUAUGGCUUCCUUUCAUGCCAACCCAGUUGCCAUCGAUACUUUACACAGUUAUCGUGGAGCCAAUAACCUGGAUACGGCAUCAGUCCGCGACAGUCGAGGCAGCAUUCCUCUUCAUUGGGCUGCGCGCAACCAAUUACGUAAACAGGCUCAUACUGUGUCUCGAUCUGAACUACAAGAGAGAGUUCACAAUAUCCUAACGACAAUUAAUCUUCUGCUAGAUAUGGAUCCUGCUACAGUCAAUGACCAAGAUAUUGCUGGAAAUACACCUUUACAUUAUGCUGUCCAUUAUUUCCUCGAGAAUGGCAAGCUAUAUACGGCAAUCUUCAAGGUUCUUUGCCAAAGAGGUGCAGAUGCAAGUAUUUACAACAGUAGCAGACAAACGCCAUUAUUCAACCUGCUCGAUCCUGAUGGUUUAUACAUCCCUGACGACACAGAAGCCAUAUCUAUUCUUCUUGCCAGCGGUGCAACGGUCAACGAUACUGAUAACGCUGGAAACACGGUUUUGCAUCAUGCAGCAAGGAAUCUACGCAAUGCAAGCGUGAUAUUGUUCUUGUUGAACGAAGGUGCAGAUGGUACUGCACAGAAUAUGAAGCAAAACACGCCUCUUCACAUAGCUGCUUCCGCUGAAUCCAUGCCAAAUGUGCCAAGCAACAGAGCGUACGAGAAGGUGAACGCACAAAACAGGAUUCUGUCACAACUGGCUACUGGAGGCGAGAUUGAGCUGCUGGACCCAAUGAGCAUGUCAAACUCAGAGGGCAAGACGCCGCGACAACUGUUGAAUGCGAAAAGAGAAAAGUGGAAUGAGAUUGAUCGUCAACUUGACCAGCAGCAGGAAUCUAUGGGCCGAGGUAUGGGCCGCGGUAUUGGUCGAGGUAGGGGUCGGGGUAUGCGUUAG
This is a messenger RNA of Fusarium proliferatum ET1, 1704 nucleotides long. RefSeq lists its product as uncharacterized. Gene Ontology annotation, cellular component: nucleus; cytoplasm. The coding region runs from base 1 to 1704 and encodes 567 amino acids. The transcript has a single exon. NCBI's taxonomy places the organism in Eukaryota, Fungi, Ascomycota, Sordariomycetes, Hypocreales, Nectriaceae. The record is from RefSeq and is a predicted model, not a curated record. Gene Ontology annotation, molecular function: protein binding.